AUGGCGAAUCCAGCCCUGACACUGGUCUGCCGUGAUGUCAUUGCAUGCGUCAUCCAUGGCCUGGAGAAGGGCCGCUUGUUCGUGAGGGCGCCUAUCGUAGAAUUUGUGCCGGUUCUACGCACCAGGUCUCCAGUGCGCCUUCACAGCCCAGUAUGUCCUGUGCUAGCUCCCCGCACUCACCGUGCGGAGUGUAUCAUCGUUCCGGCUCCAUCUGUGCCAGCUCUACGCACCAGGUCUCCAGUGCACCUCCACAGCCGAUGCGCCUUCCCAGUCAGGUACGUCUUGUGCCUGCUCCCCACACUCGCCCUGAAGGGCGUCACCAGUCCGGUGCCACCUAUGCCGGCCCCACGCAUCAGGCCUCCAGUGCGCCUCCCAAGUCCAAAGCUUCCGGCGAUGGUCCCCAGUCCAGAGCCUCCUGCUAGGGUUCCUAGUCCAGAGCAUCCUGCGAGGGUUCCCAGUCCAGAGCCUCCUGCGAGGGUUCCCAGUCCAAGCCUCCAGCGAGGGUUCCUAGUCCAGAGCCCUGCGAAUGUUCCCAGUCCAGAGCCUCCAAUGAUGAUCCACGGUCCAGAGUCCCCGGUGAUGGGCCACAGUCUGGUUCCUCCGGCGACGAUCCACGGUACGGUUCCUCCGGCGACAAUCCACGUUCCGGAGUCCCCAGCGACGAUCCACGGUCCUGAGCUUCCGGCGACGAUCUACGGUCCGGUUUCUCCGGCGACAAUCCACGGUCCGGUCCCUCCGGCAAUGAUCCACGGUCUGGAGCUUCCGGCAAUGAACCACGGUCCAGUUCCUCCUGCAACGAUCCACGUUCCGGUUCCUCCGGCAACGAUCCACGGUACAGAGCUUCUGGCGACGAUCCCCGCACCAGAGCCGCCACCAAAGCUUACAGAUCCGUGA
Molecule: messenger RNA, 894 nt
Organism: Oncorhynchus masou masou (cherry salmon)
Lineage: Eukaryota; Metazoa; Chordata; Actinopteri; Salmoniformes; Salmonidae
Exons: 3
Coding region: 1-894 (297 amino acids)
Source: RefSeq, a predicted model, not a curated record